ACGUUACAAGGAGGCCGCCUGAGCGAGGAGACUUGGAUUUGUGGAGUCUUCCCUCGAAUCCCAUACAAGGUAGAACACAACCCAGAACUCUGAUUCACACUCUCGUGCCCUCAAUCUCUGUACAACCUUCUCAUCAUCUAUAUUGCUAAAGACGCACAGAUUUCCAUUCAUAUAUAUUCAGACCUACACGUACAUAAAUACCAUAACACCAUCAUGUAUCGUGGCCUCAUAUUAUUAAAUCACCUCUUCUUAAUCAUCUCCAUUUUUCCUUUACAAUCUGACGCUACAUCCAUCACUCUUUUUCUCCGUCGACUAGCUGCUAAUUCACGUCCCCUGCCCCACCCCCGAUCGCCCCUUCAGAUAUCUCCUUCACCUAGCCCUUCACCAGCUGCCCCUGCCCCCCUCAAUCUUCCUUACAAGGAGCCAGCUGCUACCAAGACUAGUGCUGAGCCAGUUGUUACCAAGCCUAGUCCUAAACCAGCUGUAACCAAACCUCAUGGCCAGCCAGCUGUUGCGAGGCCUAGUACUGAGCCAGUUGCUACCAAGCCCGACAACAAACCAGUUGCUACCAAGCCGGAUACCGAACCAGUUGUUGCCAAGACAUGUGACAAAUUGUCCAAAAAAUGUCACAUUAACAUGGUCACUGCCUGCCUUGGCGUUGAAGGAUCUUUGCUUCUAGUCCUAAAUGAAGAUGAUCUCUCUUUGAAGGUCCAUGUUACAGUUUCUCCUGCGAUCACCUACAAGGAUAUAGAGAUACCAAGGCAUCAGGCGAAGAAGAUUAAUAUCUCAGACAGCCUUAGAGGAAGUUCAUCAAUUGUGUUGCAUGCUGGGAAUGAAAAUUGUACAAUUCGAUUAGGAGCUGUUGUACCUCAUGACACCAUCAACCCGCAAUUCCCUACUCCUGGCACUUAUAUAACUCCAAUCAAUGGAGCCUACAUAAUAUUUGCAUCAGCUCUUAUUAUUGGAGGGACAUGGAUCUGUUUCAAAUCGUGGAAAGGAAGACAUACUCGUGUUGAUGGAAUCCCAUACCAGGAAGUUGAAAUGGGCCAGUCAGACUUGGUUUCAUCAGUGAACGUCGAAACUGAUGAUGCUUGGGAUCAGAGCUGGGAUGAUGAUUGGGAUGAAGAGAAGGGCGUAAAGUCUACUUAUGGAAAUUUUGGCAAAAGUAGUGCAAGGAAUGGUAAUAUUACCAGAUCAGUUUCAGGUGGAUGGCAAAAUGACUGGGAUGAUUAGGUUAGUGUUAGAUAGUUUUCUUUCAUUUUCUCUCUAUAUAGAGACAAUAGGGGAGAGGGAAAGUAGACGACAGAAAGAGAAUCACAGAGAUAUGUAUGAUUAACUGGUUGAGAGCAAAUCCUCAAUUGUUAAAGACGAUUUUUAAGUGUGCGGAUUAGUAUAAAAAAAUUUUGAGUUACGAAACAGGAUUGUAUAUCUUGGUAAUAUCCUUCAUGUUUUUUUUC
Molecule: messenger RNA, 1457 nt
Organism: Daucus carota subsp. sativus
Lineage: Eukaryota; Viridiplantae; Streptophyta; Magnoliopsida; Apiales; Apiaceae
Exons: 4
Coding region: 214-1233 (339 amino acids)
Source: RefSeq, a predicted model, not a curated record